Messenger RNA from Colius striatus (speckled mousebird), 1871 nucleotides. RefSeq names its product spindle and kinetochore associated complex subunit 3 (gene SKA3). Gene Ontology annotation, biological process: mitotic cell cycle; chromosome segregation. The record is from RefSeq and is a predicted model, not a curated record. NCBI's taxonomy places the organism in Eukaryota, Metazoa, Chordata, Aves, Coliiformes, Coliidae. Bases 118 to 1521 code for a protein of 467 amino acids. The transcript has 9 exons. Gene Ontology annotation, cellular component: spindle microtubule; outer kinetochore.
CUGCCGCCCCGGCUCCGCGCGGCCGGUUGCGUGGCACGGGGGUAGGCAAGGGGAGGGGGUUCGGCGGCCCAGGCCGCGCGGUGCCGUCCCUCAGGCGCUCCCCGUUCCCCGUGGGCCAUGAGCGUGUGCACGGAGUUCUUCGGGAAGCUGCGCGCCCUCGCUCUGACCCUGGAGAAGGAGACGGGGCAGCUCGAGAGGGCACUACGCAGAGAGGACGCGGACUAUGAAGAUGAACCUCCAGUAAGAGUCUUACAUGACCUGCAUUGUGAACUGAGGGCACUGAAGGAAGAUGUUAAUGCCAGUCUUAGUAAGAGCUGCUCUGAAAAACAAGAAAUUGACGAGUUUAUGAAGGCAAGUGAAAUACUGAUGCAAAGAAAUGCUGCAGAUCUUGGAAAAAUAAGAGAGCUGUUCCAGAAAUAUGACGACAAACCACAUGCUGCUACAGAAAGGGAAGAAGGAGAAGUUAGCAGUGAUUCAGUGGUGUCUGUCCAGAAUAAACCUGAAGAAGAAAAACCAGAUGAUGUACCUCACCUUUCUGCCUGUGCAGAGAAGCCACCGGCACCCAAAGACCUGCUGCAGAACCCCCAGCUCUCUGACUUUGGUCUUUCCCACUAUGCUUUUUCCAAGCCUUGCAGCGCAGUGAAAGGGCAGCAAGCUGCAAACGCCGGCCAAGGAAAUUCAAACAACAGGACUCCACUACAAACACACACCCCCCGUGUUUUACCCAAAACACCAAAAUGUAUGCUGCAGAUGGACGAUUAUGUGUGUGCAACACCAAAACUUGAGCACUUUGGCAUUAGUGAGCAUACCAUGUGUUUGAAUGAAGAUUAUACAAUGUCACUUAUUCGUAAAACUGCUCAGAUCUGCAAUAAGUUGGUUAAAGACAAUCAUGAAGUGAAGGUACCAGAAAUGACAUCCAGGGAAAUCAUGGUUACUCCUGGACCAAAACCAAAAGUGACAGCUGAGAAUGCAGCUGACUGGAUGACUUCUCCUAUGGUACUUGUGUUCUGUACUCCUGAUAUGAAAAGCGCUUCCAGAAGAAAUAAUACAGUGUUACCGAGGUCACCAGAGAAAAACGAAUCGCCUCUUCCCAGUCAUGCAGAAACACCACGGUUUCCAGACUUUGAAACGAGAUGGCUAAAAACGGAAGCUAAGCAGGUAAAGCAAGGGGAAAAGACUGAGUCAGUGACAAAGAAUGAUGUGACAGAGAAACAAUGUGUAGAAGAAAGGAUUCCUUUUGCUAUGAGCUCUGACGAGUAUCUUAAACAUUUUGAGGACCCUUCUCCUCCAAAAAUAAAACACUAUGACCAGUUACUCAGUACUCCUCCACCUCCAGAAAUAACCAGGAUACCAGAUGAUGUUCUACAGAUUCUGUCCAAGUAUAAUCGUCAAGUAGAUACUUCUAAAGCCAAAGAAAUGGAAGCCAAGGCAGGGAGUGCUACGAAAUAUAAAAGUGAUUUCACUGAUUACAGCAACAAAGAGAACAGAGCAUAUCCUGGAUUUUUCAAGCCAAACAUCUGAAAUCAAGGUGAAGACCAUGUUGAGACUGUUGACGGAUCUUGUCACUGAAUCAUAAUAAGCAAAAGAAAGUACUGGUAGGAGGAGCAAGCCAUACAAAGGAAAAGCUUUUUUUGAUGAAGAAAAAUGAUUUAUCCAUGAUGUGGCUAAACUUGUUUUAACUUAAAACUUGUGCUCAAGGUUUUUUUGAAAUUAUUGGCAAAAUAUAUUGAGGGGUUUUUAAUCAAUAUAUGCUUCAGAAAGGACUGGGAUCAUGUAUGGGGUAGUACUUCUGUUGUUUCACGUCAUUCUCAUUUUUGUUGUGUAUGCUUUUAGGCUGUAGAGAAGUGUAGUUAAGUUGCAAUAAAGGGAAA